UGCAAACCCCUACCAAGGCUCUUGUGCUGGCUGUCCCAGCAUCUGCAGAUGCCUUUAGCGCACAGGUGCGGGCCCUGAGCACGUCCAGCAUCUGCAGCAGGUCCGGCACUGGGCUGUGCAAUAGACGCUGAAAAGCUGGCGGUCUGUGGGCUGACUGCAGCACACAUUGAGAACGCGCCCGAGCUGCACGUCAGCAAAGUGCAGCCCAGGCUGCGUCGUGCAAAGGGCGCACGGUGCUGAGAAGGUCCCCGGGACCGAGCGCGGUGUGCGUGCGGAGCUGAAUGGGAAGCAGCGUCCCCAGGCUCUGGUUCAACUUCUGCCUUCCAGCUGUGAUCAUCUCACCUGCAGGAGAGCAGCAGAUGGCCACAGCACAUCCAUGUCAGGAGCCCGUGAGCUUUGCGGAGGUGGCCGUGUAUUUCAGCAGGGAGGAGUGGGCGCUGCUGGACCCUGCGCAGCGAGCGCUGUACCGGGACGUGAUGCUGGAGACGUACCAGUGCGUGGCCUCGCUGGCUCCACUUCCAGCCCCCAGACCAGUGCUGAUCUCCCUGCUUGAAGGAGGGGAAGAGCCCUGGAUCCCAGAUGUGCGUAGCCCUGAGGCCGUGCCAGGAGACCUCAGCCCAGCAGGAACUGGGGUUACAGAUCUACUGGAGGAUCUGCAGGAAAGCGGUGUGGCCAAAAGGCGGUGGGGUGGUGUCUGUGUGGAAGAAAUCAGAAGGGAUGUCCAAGGAGGCCUGGAGCAAGGUCAGGCAGAGCACAUCACCACGAUGCCACUGGGAAAGUGUCUGCAAGAGAAAGGAAGGAGCCCACUGGACGUGAACAUAGGUCAAAAGGACCGUGGAGAUCCCAGGAGCAAGGAUGUGUGCCAGAAGGAAAAGCAGAAUCCAUGCACAGAGUGUGGAAACAGCUUUGAAAAAGAUUCCAGCAUCGUUAACCACCAGUGUGUACGCUCAGCAAUGAGUGCAUACAAGUGCUCUGAGUGUGGGAAGAGCUUCAAAAAGAGAUCUCAACUCACCUACCACCAACGCAUCCACACAGGAGAGAGACCCUACAAGUGCUCUGAGUGUGGCAAGAGCUUCAAAAGCAGUUCUGAAUUGAAGCUGCACCAGCGUGUGCACUCAGGAGAGAGACCCUACAAGUGCCCUGAUUGUGGGAAGAGCUUCACAUGGAGUUCCCAAUUCACCUACCACCAACGCAAUCACACACGAGAGAGACCCUACAAGUGUACUGAGUGUGGGAAGAGCUACAAAAGCAGUUCUGAUUUGAAGAAGCACAAACGCUUCCACUCAGAGGAGAGACCCUACAGGUGCUGUGAGUGUGGGAAGGCCGUAAAAAGCCGUUCCCAGCUCAUCUACCACCUGCGCAUCCACACAGGAGAGAAACCAUUUCAGUGUCAUGAGUGUGGGAAGAGCUUCAAAAGCAGUUCUGACUUGAAGCGCCACGAGCGCCUCCACACAGGGGAGAAACCCUACAAGUGCCCUGAGUGUGGGAAGAGCUUCAUUAGCAGUUCUCAUUUGAGGCAGCACCAACGCAUCCACUCAGAGGAGAGACCCUACAAGUGCUCUGAGUGUGGGAAGAGUUUCAUUAGCAGUUCUCAUUUGAAGCAACACCAACGCAUCCACUCAGAGGAGAGACCCUACAAGUGCUCUGAGUGUGGGAAGAGCUUCAAGAGCAGUUCUGAAGUGAAGCGCCAUGAACGCUUCCACUCAGAUGAGAGACCCUACAAGUGCUCUGAGUGUGGGAAGAGCUUCAAAAGGAGUUAUGCAUUGAAGCUGCACCAGCACAUCCACACAGAAGAGAGACCCUUCAAUUGCCCUGAGUGUGGGAAGAGCUUUACACGCAAGUCUAAUCUCAAUGCCCACAAGCACAUCCACAGCACACAUGGACUGUAGAAGCACCUCAAAACUUUGGAAACCUUCAGAAGCAGUUCCAGCCUCAUUACCUACCAGCAGAGCCACACAAGACACAGAGCCUGCAGAGCCCAUAACGUGGGAAGAGCUUCAGGCAGAGCCCCAGCCUGGUGACCAAGUAUGGAUUUGUGUAGUGAUGAACCUUACAAAUCCCUUGAGCAGAGGAAAAGCUCUGCGGCCAAUCUAAAUCCUCUUUCUCCUUCUUUGCAUGAGAAUUCUGCACAUUGCUCUCCUUCAGCUGCAGUUGCUGUGUUGAGUGGCCAUACAGAGGAGAAUCCAGAGUGGGAUGUGUCACAGCCACUCAAAAAGUUCUGCCAGGUGGCACGUUUCUGCCAGGGCUGUGUGCAAGGAGAGUCACCUCUUACCUCCCUCGUAGAAACUC
This is a messenger RNA of Tympanuchus pallidicinctus (lesser prairie-chicken), 2289 nucleotides long. Its product is annotated as zinc finger protein 501-like. The coding region runs from base 282 to 1889 and encodes 535 amino acids. The record is from RefSeq and is a predicted model, not a curated record. Gene Ontology annotation, biological process: regulation of DNA-templated transcription. NCBI's taxonomy places the organism in Eukaryota, Metazoa, Chordata, Aves, Galliformes, Phasianidae. The transcript is spliced from 6 exons.